AUGAAUACCAUUCUUGACUUGCCACAGCACGUGUUAGUUUCAGUUUUCAGCGAAAUCAAUCAACACCAAGCAUUGGUACUCGGGCCGUUGCAUUCUCGUUUACAAGCUAUAACUAAAGUCAAAUUAUACCAGUAUAUAUACCUUUACGAAAGUGAUUUUAGUUAUAUGCAUGACGGUGAUUCUGGUCAUCGCUUCCCAAAGUAUUUGAAUAAUCCUAGGGUCAAUAAGUAUACGAUAAUAUCAACAGAGACUUUGAGGGAAUACAUUGACAGGAUGGAUGGAAACCAGCCAAUUAUAAGCUUUGACCUUCAGGACCGUGAACCAAUGGAACCAGCGAUCAAGAAACGAUUCAAGAAUAUCAAGUAUUUCAAUAUAACGAGUUCCAGAGAACUUGAAAGGUGGGGACGAGCUGACAAGUAUGAGGCGCUUGACCGAGAAGAUCGGGAAUCGAGAAUCGGCGGUUACUACCUGAACUCGAUCUCGGCUUUUAGAGAUAACAGAAAGGAGAAAUGGAGGUUGUAUAUACCACCAAAAGUGUUCCCGGAAUACAACCUGGGGUUGUCCAAACGAUUUGAUGACUUUUCAUAUAUUUCAGAGUUGAAUGUCCGCUUGCAUUCAGAGCGCAUCACCGAUGUAUAUCCACUCAAAUUGAAGAAAUUGCAUGUACAAUUUGACAAACCACUCGAAUCUUGUUGCAAGCUUGAGUAUAUUUUUACUACCUUGUACUUGCAGGAAUUGUACAUUGUUGGGGAGUUUGACUUUACUCUGGUCUUUCUGAAAAUUCAUAUCGAUGAUUUGUAUCCGAAUUUAGUUAUACUUGGCAUACGUAAAGUCAAUCACGAGGAAACAAAUCAUUCAUCUCAAGAAAUAUGUACAGUGAAACAUCGCUCCAUACGGAAAGUUGUUGUGUCAACCAAUAGAGCAGAUAAUACAAUGGCUCUUCGAGUUUGCUCACUUUGCCUGCAGUUUCCAAGGGCUAGUAUACACUGGUGGGAAAGUAUCCAUCGUUUACCUGGUCAAUUGGUCACUAGACGUUUUGAUAUUGAAGAACAAUCAGACUUCAGUCCUUCAACGAUCGAGCCCAGAACUGUGGGAUUCCAUUGGUACUACAAUUCAGCAACUCCACCCGGAUAUUCUUUCAAGUUGGUAAGUAAUUUUCGAUACAGGGUCCUUAGGCAUAAGAAUGGUCGAUGGAAAAAGAGAGGGGUCAUUACUUUGAAAAGAUAUAAUAACGAGUUUGCCCUCGGUGCAAUGAUGGCAAUGUCCUCAGAUUACAUGGCUUUUUACCUGAACAACAGACGGAGAUUUCCUCAUUGUGUAUGA
Molecule: messenger RNA, 1323 nt
Organism: Lodderomyces theae
Lineage: Eukaryota; Fungi; Ascomycota; Pichiomycetes; Serinales; Debaryomycetaceae
Exons: 1
Coding region: 1-1323 (440 amino acids)
Source: RefSeq, a predicted model, not a curated record